ACAUAAUAUAUACACCGAUAACGGAUCGCAGCAGAAGGUCGGCAACUAUGGGCAAGAAGAAGCGGCGCGAUGACGGCGCCGGCGAGGCCACGCAGCGACGCAUCUUCUGCUACUACUGUGAUCGCAACUUUGAUGACGAGAAAGUGCUGAUCCUGCACCAGAAAGCGCGCCACUUCAAGUGCCCCACGUGCCACAAGAAGCUCAGCACCAUCAGUGGCAUGAUCAUCCACACCCAGCAGGUGCACAAGGAGACGCUCAAGAGCAUCCCGAACGCCAAACCAGGCAAAGAAAGCGUCGAAGUCGAGGUCUAUGGCAUGGAAGGCGUGCCAGACGCUGAUGGAAACGUCGCGAAGAAGCCACGGUUGGACGUACCUAUGAUGGGCGGUUAUCCUGGUCAAGGUGUGCCGUUUAUUGGCGGCCGACCGCCUCCUCCGAUGCAGUUUCCGGGUGGAAUGGCUCCACCUGGUGUCGGUAUGCCGAUGCGACCUCCACCUCCACCUAGAGGGUUUCCUGGGGGUAUUAUGCCGCCUCCUCGUAUGGCGGUACCGCAAGGCUACCCGCCAUACGCUGGUAUGCCGCAGCAAUGGGCAAGAGGCCCUCCACCACCCGGCGCAGUAGUGCCUCCUCAAGCUGCACUUGGUUAUCCGAAUCAACCGCCUCAGAUGGGCAUGCCACCAGGAACUAUAGCUCCUCAGGGUGUCACAGUCAGCAAUACGAACGUGUUCGAUGGCGCCGCACAGAAAGCAGUGAAAAACGAUCUGGGACUUGUGUAUGCCGACGAAAACGUGUCCAUGGAGGAAAAACGUGCACUUCGACCGAAAUACGCUUACAAGCCACUGGGACUAACUGCGACCACGAGUGGGAACUGAAUGACCUGGGUUUCCUAUUGCUGAACCGACCUCCAUGGGAUUGGAGUAAGGAUAUGCAUCCGCUCAAUCAAGUGCAGUGUCAAUGUAUGGAUGGUACGGUCUGCUUUGGCUGUGGGAUGACACAUUGAUGAAGGGCUUAAAGAAAUUCAUUUUCCUCACUCACUUGUUGAUGGUUGGCUCCCUACUCAAAAGCGCAGAAGCGAGCGUCUAUGUGAGUUCUGCGUUGAUAGUAAUGUCUCCUUUGUGAUUCUUAUUUGUUAUUUGAUUUGUUAUAGCACGACAGACACCAUAGAAACGGUAGACUUGCUUACUACAAGUCUGGGUAUCCGCCGUAUUUGGAGCAGUAGCUCUUGAAGGUGGCCGAUACGGGACUGGCGAUCUGUUCCAGAUCGUUCUCUUGCUCGUUGUUGUCGUCUGCAGCGUUGUUGCCGAGUUGUACUUCCGGCUCAACGUUUGCUUGGCUCCAGUUCAUGGUCGGACCAGGUACGUUGAGCUCCAUCCUGUUUGGUCUAGGACUCCUGCACCCACUGCCUGUGCUACUAGAGAAGGAGGACGCCGAUUGAGCUGCCGGGUUCUCAUCAUUAUUGUUCGCGACAGGCAUCGUAUUAACGGUGCUCAUCGACUGGAAGGCUGCGAGAUUAAAUGCUCGUCUUGAACUGUAUCCAUUGUCAUCUCCACCAGCACUGCCGAUGCUGCCAACCGAUCGACUGUGACUCAUCCAGCGAGUGAGUGGGUUGUUUCCAAGCGAGUUGCUACGGCCGAUAGAGCUGUUACCGGUAUUGUUACCAUGGUAAUAUGGUGCCGAGCUGCGUCGUGCAUCGGCUGGAGAGUCAUAAACGCGAAGAAACACGUUUGUCGGAGAAGCCACAGAGUUUCUCAUGUCCGGGAUUGGUUCUGGUAAAGCUGGCGACGCUGCGGGCAGAAGUGGAGGUGUCAUAGGAGGCGGUUGAUAGCCAGCUCCUUCACUGUAGUGACUUCUGAGGAACGAGCGCCGUAUGAUCCUCGUGUGGGUCUUCACUUCUUCCUGGGUCACAUUGCGGUGGUUACCUUCCUCUUCGCCAUUGCUGGCAUUGAGAUCAACAAAGAUACCGGUUAAGCUCAUAACCAGCACAAGACUCGGCAUUGUAAGUGGAGUGAUGACAAAGAGCGACAACGCUGGGAAAAUCACCAUGAGAGCCAAGAGCGCCGAUCCGCCACCAUUGGAGGCUGAAGAAUUCGUCAUACUGCUGAUCUCCACGAGCGAAAGCCACACCAAGUAGAAAGCUUGACCAAUUGUCGCGAACUGGAAGAGUCGAAGGAGCAGCUUCGGACUGUUGAACCAGAAUCGAUCGUCGUGGUGGUGUAGCUGUCGGUGACACAAUGCUGACAUCUGCAUGCGGAUUACAGCGCGGACAGCCAGAGCCGCGGCCUUGAACUUCAUCGGAGCCUUCUUGUGUCGACCAUAUUCAGCGGGAUUGGAGUCCUCCUCGGUCGAGUCAUCUACAGAUACUGGAGGAGAGUCAGCAUCAGAGUUCUGGUCGCGCUUGCUUGGUCGACUUUUGUUACGCGCUCCUGAAUUUUUGAUCACCUUGUCAAGUCGUGCUUGGAUAUCUCUGUUGGUGAUAAUACGGAGACGGUCGUCAACGAUGCCACGUAAGAUCUUCAAUACUUUGAAGAAGAUGACGACGUUCACUAGCAACAGCAAGCCUCCAACGCCAAUGAAGAUCCAGUGGUCUUGAUUGGGAAAAAAUGACGGCAGCAGACAAAUGACGAGCAGGAUUAGGAACGCACUUGGGUGGAUGUUCGUCAUGUGGUACAGCAGGUUGCGCAUACAGAGCACAUGGUACUUGGCGUAUGUCAUCCGGUUCUUGGCUUCCUCGGUCUCUUGCUCUUGUUCAGCCCAACGCGUUGGUCGGACGCCAAAUAAACGCUCCAUCUCCAAUGGGUUUUUGUAAAUGUAGCCACUCCGGUUCUGACAAAUGUUGUACGCGAGGAUUUCAAAACUUUUCCAGAGAUUCCACUGCUUGCGGAUGUUGAAGUGGAACCACCAGCCUUCCCUUUGAUAUCUCUGCAGUAGGAGACUGUACGCGCGCGAUCCCAUGACCAGAUCCAUGCCGGAUGGAGCUCUCGCUCUACCCAUCCGAUUCACUCCGUCUGCGUCUGAGCGUUGACGACCGCGCAUGGCAAUGUAGCAGUCGUCAGACGGCGUGUCAAGCGUGCGAUCUCCAUCGUCCAUGAAGCUGCUUCCUGAGCUGUAAGGAUUAAGAUCGCGAGCCAACGAGGACGCGUCUCGGAUAAAGGAAUGCCGCAUGCGACGGGUGCCGCCGCAGUCGUCACUGCCGAUAAAACUGGGGUAUUGUGAGGAGUACGUGUCGUCGUGGAUGUCGCUGAUGCUCUCGCGACUUUGAUCCGGGUGGUUUUUGAUCUCCCAGACGAGUUUUGGUACGACUGUACCGAUGAAAAGCAGUAGUAAUACAAUCACGAUGAAGUAGAUCAUAGUGAGGAACACGAUGUAGUGGAAGAACUCGUAGAAAUGCAGUUGUUCCGACGCCGUGAGGUUGUUCAACGCCAAAGACUUCAACGCUCCACUCGUGUUUAGCGUGAAGAUUACCAUGGACAAGAAGCCCAAGAUCAUCACUUCCUCGAAGAUGCGGUUCACGAUCUUACGAAGCUGCGGACAUUUAAUGGCGGCGCGAAUGUGGUGGAUAAGUCGGUCCACCCCGAUCGACACGGCCACGAUCACGGUCAGUAGAAACACGGCAGUGCGGAGGUUCUCGUGCAGGCAUUGAGUGUUGCCUACCCCCAAGAACGAGGCCGAGUUGUUGCAGUGUGGGUUUCCCUCUUCGUCUCCUCCUGCCAGCAGUCGCUGUACGUCGUUAUGGACAUCCAGAGGCGUCUUCAGGCCUCGAAGCAGCGUCUGGCCGUUGACAUUGUCCAGUGUAAGUAGAACUGCGAGUAGCGCGGAAGACUUGACGGGUAAACGAGUGCUGGUAGGACGAGCGCGGCGCCGAGUUCUCCCUGAGGUGGGGAGACACAUGUCAACGUCCAUUGUUAGGUGGUGGGUGGUGUAUUGUUCGAUGGAAGGUCGCAGACUGUGAGCAACAAGGCAAAAGGAGAAGUGAAGUCUGUGCCUAAUUCGUAGAUCAAUCGCCUUGUUGUUUAUUUUUUACGUCGCUUCACCAAGCGGAAGCAGAGUGAAUGUCAAAACGAUCACAAUAGAAGCGCGGUGGUUACAGCUGGUCUGCAAAAUGCGGUGUGUGCGGGCAACGGCUGGGCUGGCAACGACAGGUUGAAGAGGAAAGACCGCAUUUUGACAGCGCUGUCUACCCACAAAAGCUAGCGAUCGUGUUGCGG
This is a messenger RNA of Phytophthora nicotianae INRA-310, 4202 nucleotides long. RefSeq lists its product as hypothetical. The transcript has 3 exons. Gene Ontology annotation, cellular component: nucleus. Bases 48 to 869 code for a protein of 273 amino acids. Lineage: Eukaryota; Oomycota; Peronosporomycetes; Peronosporales; Peronosporaceae. The record is from RefSeq and is a predicted model, not a curated record.